Messenger RNA from Dendronephthya gigantea, 834 nucleotides. RefSeq lists its product as uncharacterized. Bases 1 to 834 code for a protein of 277 amino acids. The record is from RefSeq and is a predicted model, not a curated record. Lineage: Eukaryota; Metazoa; Cnidaria; Anthozoa; Malacalcyonacea; Nephtheidae. The transcript is spliced from 5 exons.
AUGGAAGAGUACUGCAGUGACGAAGAUGCAACGAACAUUGCAACACCUUUUCACAUGUUUUUAAAAGAUGUCUGUCCUCUAACAAAAAACAAGCUAUAUGAAUCCACGUAUGGUUUGCACAGCAGUUGCGCUCAGAAAUGUUUACAAAAUCCAUUCUGUGCUGGGUACAACUUCAAUAAAAAGAAAGUGAAGCCAAACUGCCAGUUAACAAACACACUCGACCACGACUUUGGUGAUUGCAACAUAAAUGACAAGGGCUGGAUAUUUUACCAUCCUGUAGCCCCAAGAAAGGUGCCAUGCAGUAAAAUGAAGCGUUGCAAAUAUGGCGGUAAAACGAUUAUUGAUCUUCGAAAUGGACCUGGAUCUGAUCCAUACCGAUGCAAAUGCCCAAAAGCAUACAAAGGAGAUCUUUGUGAAAUCUCCACCCUAGCUCAGUCAGUGAUAUUGCUUGAAGAACCAACUUUACGAGCAACGUUAUCAGCGUGGAUCCCAACAGCCGGACAUUGGACAAUCUGUUGGCGUGCAACUACUGACGGAUGGUCGGCCUCUACUUUUCAUAGAAAUUGUGAUCACAAGAAGCCAACUGUGACUAUUAUUAAAGUUGAUCAAUAUAUCUUCGGAGGCUACGCUACAGCAUCAUGGGAAGAUUACGGACCAACUUUUGGAAAUGGUUGGGAUAUUCACAUAUCAGACAAUGCUGCUUCGAAUACCAACUCGUACACGCUUUUUAACGACUAUCAAGCCCCAACAUCUGGUAUCAGCGACACCAGCACCAUCCUGGCAGGAAGUCGUAACUUCUCUCCACGUGAAAUUGAAGUAUUCUACCUUGAGUAA